Messenger RNA from Platichthys flesus (European flounder), 1234 nucleotides. RefSeq names its product troponin I, slow skeletal muscle-like. The record is from RefSeq and is a predicted model, not a curated record. Gene Ontology annotation, biological process: muscle contraction. Gene Ontology annotation, cellular component: troponin complex. The transcript is spliced from 5 exons. Lineage: Eukaryota; Metazoa; Chordata; Actinopteri; Pleuronectiformes; Pleuronectidae. The coding region runs from base 181 to 639 and encodes 152 amino acids.
CUGUUUUCAGGCCCAUGUUUCUCUAUAAAAGUCAUUUAAAUAAUCAUAUGUAUCAAUUCACGACAAACUGUGGCUUGAGGAUAUGAAAUGUUCUUUAAAUUCUAGAAAAAAACUGAAAAAAAGAUCUCCUCCUCUCGACGGCUGGGGUUGAAGAUCAGACUGUUGGCAGUUGCAGCUCAGAUGCUGCAGGAGGAGACGGAGCAGAGGAUGAGGGAGAGAGAAACUGUUCUGGCAGAAAAACUUCCUCCUCUGAAUAUGGAUGGUCUGUCUUUGCAAGAUCUGCAGGAUCUGUGCAAAGACAUGUACCAAAAGAUUGAUGUUGUGGACGAGGAGCGCUAUGACAUCGGCCUGAAGGUUUCCAAGAAUGGCAAGGAGAUUGAUAACAUGAACCUGAAGAUCAUUGAGAUCCAGAGUAAGUUUAAGAAACCGACCCUGAAGAGAGUGAAGAUCUCGGCUGAGGCCAUGCUGAGCGUCCUGCUGGGCUCCAAACACAAAGAGUCCAUCGACUUCAAGGCCAACCUGAAAACGGUCAAGAAGGAGGAGGAAAAGAAAGAGGAGGUGACUGACUGGCGUAAGAACGUGGAGGCCAUGUCGGGUAUGGAGGGCCGGAAGAAGCUGUUUAAUACAUCUGGAAACUAAAGAAAAAAGUAUUUUCCAGUGUAAAUAAUUUCAACAAUUCCCAGCAUAACCCACCAUCUGAUGUAUAUCAUGUAGAUGUAUGAAUUGCUAUAUGAGAUUAACACCCCCGAAAAUCAACAGUUUGGAAUAUUUAAAAAAAGGAGCUGUUUAAGCUUCAUGUUGUUUCAACUUAUAACAAUAGAUCAAAAUAAUACAUGUUUUCUGCCACAUGUUGUUUUCCUCUUGUUUGGUGAUGAUUUGACUUUAAUAUACUUCAGUAUUAAAUAAUGUGCAAUAGUUGUACAGCUGUAGCUGUAGUUCUCCACUUUAGCCUUCAGAUGGCAGUAUAAUUCUUUCGAUGUGUUUAUUGUGUCAACUAACUACUGAGGAUCAGUGAGGAUUGUGUCCCUCAUUAAUUCACAUUAUCUGAUUAAUCUGUUUCGAUCAAAUGCCAUUUAGUUUGUCCAAUUUGACAAUUUAUACCAACAUUAAAUACUAACUUUGUAGUGUUUAUUAAAGUUAGAGCAGUGAGAGUACGUAUCUUCAUAUUUUGCUUAUGUUGUUGAUACAAAGUUGGAACCAGCAAUGAUCCCUCAAUAAAAACACAUCAACCCUG